AUGUUCCGUCUGCACGCAACGCUUUUCGGUAGCGCCUCCCCGUUUAUCAAUAGCUCCACUCUCUACUUCACACAAUUUCCAGAACACUCUGGCGUGAAGGCGCAUCCGUUUCCGUACAUCCUGGAAUGCUGGUCCUGGCCUACCCCCUCCUUCAAAACCACCCUGCCCAGAAUACCCCCCUCCUGGUCCCCCACCUCCUCCCAUGCUCGGGUGUGCCAAGCCUCCAGUGCUGGUGCCGCCGCUGCUGCUGCUGCUGCUGUGGGCGUGGCGGGUGGCGCGAACCAGACGAGGGAGGGGCAGAGGCAGGCCGUGGUGCUGAUGGGGGCGGCUCCUUAG
Messenger RNA from Closterium sp. Naga37s-1, 336 nucleotides. The record is from the annotation of a GenBank genome assembly. Lineage: Eukaryota; Viridiplantae; Streptophyta; Zygnematophyceae; Desmidiales; Closteriaceae.